This is a messenger RNA of Balaenoptera musculus (blue whale), 498 nucleotides long. RefSeq names its product transmembrane protein 185A-like. The annotation marks the transcript as partial. The record is from RefSeq and is a predicted model, not a curated record. The transcript has 3 exons. NCBI's taxonomy places the organism in Eukaryota, Metazoa, Chordata, Mammalia, Artiodactyla, Balaenopteridae.
CCUAGUAAAUUCCUCAUCUAUGCCUGUCUGCUGCUGUUCUCUGUGUUGCUGGCCCUUCGUCUGGAUGGCAUCAUUCAGUGGAGUUACUGGGCUGUCUUUGCUCCAAUAUGGCUGUGGAAGUUAAUGGUCAUUGUUGGAGCCUCGGUUGGAACUGGAGUCUGGGCACGAAAUCCCCAAUAUCGAGCAGAAGGGGAAACGUGUGUGGAGUUCAAGGCAAUGCUGAUCGCGGUGGGCAUCCACUUGCUCCUGCUGAUGUUUGAAGUGCUGGUCUGUGACAGGAUCGAGAGAGGCAGCCACUUCUGGCUCCUGGUCUUCAUGCCGCUCUUCUUCGUUUCCCCAGUGUCUGUGGCAGCUUGUGUUUGGGGCUUUCGACAUGACAGGUCACUGGAGUUAGAAAUCCUGUGUUCUGUCAACAUUCUCCAGUUCAUAUUCAUUGCCUUAAGACUGGACAAGAUCAUCCACUGGCCGUGGCUUGUAUGUAACUUUUUAAAUCCUUAA